UGAAUUUUUUCCUUUCAAAUCAAAACAAACAAAAACAGAAAACGUGAAAAUUCUCGGAUUAUUGUCUUCUAAAAUGUCCAGUGCAAAGGAAGAGUAUGAAAUCCAACACUACGGAUUCCCCCUGGAGCAAUUAAAAUUCGAUACGAAAGAAAUGAUAAAGCACGAAAUAAACAACGCAAUGAAUAAAAUAUUUUUAUCGCUGAAGAACAAAAAUGUUACAGACACAACUCUAAAGAACAAACUGGAGGUAAAGAGGGAGAAAAUUAUGGGAAAUAUGCAAAAAAUCAUAGAUAGGAAGUUCCAAAAAUUGAACGAAGCCAUCGAUAGGCAUCUAACGAUACCUCCGUAUGUUUUAUUGCCGGAAAAUCAAAUGCACGACAUACGAAAUCCUCAGUACACAGAGGCGGAUGAAAAGGAGCUGAGAGAGCAAUUUGAAGAGAAGAAAAAGCAAUUUGAGGAGAACAUUGCUCUACUCCAGGAAGUGAACAAAAUCAAUGAAGCAUUUUUGCAACUAGAGCCUGCGUUUAACACGGAGAACGCACUCCAUGCCAUAUUGCAGGAAGCUUUGGGGGAAGGUAUGGACACAAGUUCUCUGAAGAAAAACUUACGAGAUAUUUCAGAAAUCGUGGACAAAUUACAAAACAAAUAAAAAAAUUAAUUACAUAUCA
Molecule: messenger RNA, 668 nt
Organism: Lutzomyia longipalpis
Lineage: Eukaryota; Metazoa; Arthropoda; Insecta; Diptera; Psychodidae
Exons: 2
Coding region: 74-649 (191 amino acids)
Source: RefSeq, a predicted model, not a curated record